AGCGAGCAACUUUUUCGUUUCUCCUUCCAUGAUUUAAUUCGGGUGUCGCAGAUUUAAAAAAGGGAUGUAGUCUGCCACGACCACGAUAGGUUUACAUUUGAGAACAGGUCCAGUGAAUGCAUGAUCUCUGCUUUUGUCGCUGCGUUUGUUUGAACUCUUACAGGUGUCACAGGUCUGAAGGCUAGAUGGCAGCAGUGAUGGCAGAAGAUAACGUCUACAGAGAGGCGCAGUUGCAGGAGGUGCUCCCUGCUGACCAUGAGGAUAUAGCACAGCUUCCAGGACCAGAGGGUAACAUUCAGGGCCAGGUAGAGGAGUUUCUGGGACCUCAUCCAGAUUAUGAUGAGGAAGAGGAAGAACGAAAGUAUUACAGAAGGAAGAGGCUGGCUGUGGUGAAGAAUGUGUUGGGGGCCAGCUUGGGAGGCAUGAUUGUCUACAGUGUUUACUUGGGUUUGCUCCAGAUGCAGUUGAUUCUGCACUAUGAUGAAACCUACAGAGAGGUGAAAUAUGGUAUUCUGAACCUGCAGGAUAUAGACAGCAGGGUGCUGAUGGGCAUCAACGUCACUCCGGUCGUAGGCCUGCUCUACACACCUGUCCUCAUCCGGUUUCUCGGCACCAAAUGGAUGAUGUUUCUUGCCUCAGGAAUCUACGCACUCUUCGUCUCAACUAAUUACUGGGAGCGGUACUACACCCUGGUACCAUCAGCUGUCGCUAUCGGAGUUGCUAUAGUUCCACUCUGGGCCUCUUUGGGAAACUACAUCACAAGGAUGGCCCAGCAGUAUUAUGAAUAUGUGAACUAUAAAGAGGAGCAUGUGCAGGAGCAGAAGCGAAUGCCAAAGGGAGCUUUUCAUCGCUAUAUAAUAAUCUUCCAGUCAAUCUUUUACAUCUUCUUUCAUCUGAGUUUCGUGUUUGCGGAGUUCCCCAUGAUCUUCUUUCUCAAGAAUUUUCUUAAUGACUACAAUCACACUCUCCACAGUGUCCAGCACUGCGGAGCUGAGAGCAGCGGUGUGAUCGAUGGUUUUAAUAAGACCGUGCUGAGAACUUUGCCUCGGUCCACCGUGCUCAUUAUGGUCGAAAGCAUUCUAAUGGGAGCUGCCUUCAUUGCCAUGAUCAUAUUCCUGGCCGUGUGUGGCGCUGCAUAUCGGCCCACAGAGGAGAUUGACCUGCGGAGCAUCGGCUGGGGCAACAUCUUCCAGCUGCCCUUCAAACAUCUGCGUGACUACCGCCUGCGCCUGCUCUGCCCUUUCUUUGUCUACUCUGGCUUUGAGGUGCUUUUCGCCGUCAAAGGACUCAUACUGUCAUAUGGUGUGUGUGCAGUGGGGCUUGAGAACCUGUGGCUGCUGGUGAUGGUCUAUGGCGUGUCGUCCUCUGUGUGUUCGUCUUUGUCAUUAUUGCUCCUCCAGCCCCGUUUACCGCGGCCCGUCAUGCUAUCUGGAGGAGCAGUGGUUCACCUGAUUCUGCUCGUGGUUCUCAUGUGCUGGUCCCCUAAACCAAGAGAUCCUCAUCAGCUGCCCCAGAUCCUGGUGCUGGCCGCUCUCUGGGGCCUGGGCACGGCUCUCAACAAGACUGGGUUGAGCACUCUGCUUGGUAUGCUGUAUGAGGAUAAGGAGCGCUUGGACUUUGUCUACACCAUUUAUCACUGGUGGCAGGCCAUCGCUAUCUUCAUUGUGUACCUCUGGUCUAGCCUGCCAAUGAGGGCCAAACUCAGCAUCCUAUUGGUUACUCUGCUGCUUGCAGGCUUCUGUUAUUUUCAGAUGGAGCGUCGUAUUAAAAAGAGAAUAACCUUCAGGUUGCCACGGAUUCCCCGUCCACGGCACAAGGUCAAAGGUUAUCGUUACCUUGAGGAGGAAAACUCUGACGAGUCUGAUUCAGAAAAGAGUGACGCAGAGGAAGAGAUAGAAGAUGUCAGGCAGUUCGAAGAAGAAAGGGAUGGUGAUGUCAUAUCUCAGGGUUCUCAUUCGCCGGGCCCCGAGAGGAAGGCAAUCCAUGGACGCCGUCAGAAACGUGAUGAUGCUGCGUACGAGCAGGCCGGGGAAAGGGAAGAGUAAGACAUGUGACAAGACACAUUCCCACAUUUCACACGAAUUAAAGACAGAGUGAAAACAAUGUUUAAGUUGCAGCUGAUGAGUGGUGUUUUGAGGAGAGACCAUGAAACUUGUUUUGCUAGAUACUUUUACAAAGGAAAGCUAAAAGUUCUCAAGGAAAUUCAGUGAAAAGCGAAGUGGAAAAAGGGGAAUGGGCACAACCCUGUAAGGCAAAAUGCUCUGUUACUAUAGUAAUGGUCAAUAUCAUAUGUUGAAGGGUUUUUUUUUUUCUCUACUUUUUUUUUUCUUCCCUGAUUUUCACUUACAUAAUUUUUCACUUUUUAAAUGCUAUUUUUUAUUGCUUCUUUUUAAGCAGCACUGUAAAUACUUCAUUUCACAAAAUGAUUGUGGUUAUUGUUUCCUUUCAUACACAACCAGUCAAAAGUUUGGACACACUAAACUGAGUCCACUUUUACAUCCCGUUAAAGACAUUUUGAUAAAAGAUUAUGCAUUGCCUUGUGAUAGUAUUCACACUCCUUUUGCUGCAUUAAAACCUGGAUUUAAAAUGUA
Molecule: messenger RNA, 2591 nt
Organism: Clarias gariepinus (North African catfish)
Lineage: Eukaryota; Metazoa; Chordata; Actinopteri; Siluriformes; Clariidae
Gene: unc93b1
Product: unc-93 homolog B1, TLR signaling regulator
Exons: 13
Coding region: 186-2045 (619 amino acids)
Biological process (GO): toll-like receptor 7 signaling pathway; toll-like receptor 3 signaling pathway; toll-like receptor 9 signaling pathway
Cellular component (GO): endosome; lysosome
Molecular function (GO): Toll-like receptor binding
Source: RefSeq, a predicted model, not a curated record